Cuscuta europaea is the source of this 541-nucleotide messenger RNA. Lineage: Eukaryota; Viridiplantae; Streptophyta; Magnoliopsida; Solanales; Convolvulaceae. The record is from the annotation of a GenBank genome assembly.
CGGCCAGCAGCAAGGGAAAGGAGGAAGGAACCUCUACAACUUCAUCUCCAUAGCCCCAAAUCCGAACUCAAGCUCAAGGGAGUCCAAGAAGAAAGUUUAAGAAGGAAAAAGCUAGGAAAAAGUGUGAAAAUUAAGGAACUUGAUUUAAAGUAUUUUCGAGCUUCGCCGGAGUUUCGUCGGAGUUGGUCAAAGUUCGCCGGAGUUGGUCAAAGUUCGCCGGAGUUGGUCAAAGUUCGCCGGAGUUGGUCAAAGUUCACCGGAAUUAGUCAAAGUUCAAUCGAGAAGCAUAGAACGCGCUUAAGCUUAAUUAUGUUUCAGGUAGAACUUGAAGGUUGCUACUACCAGCCGCUGUUCGGGAAGUUUCUGAGAAGAAGACUUGGUUCGUGCUUCUUCCGUUCUCGUUUUGAAAACAAUAUGAAUAAUGCUCAUGGAUAAUAUUUUCUGAAUAAUUACUUUGGGGGCUUGCAUGCCUAAUUAUGCCAAGUGUGGCUUGAACACUUGUAUCAAUUGUUUCCGCUGCUUUAACAAAUGUUUUACAUUA